Acanthopagrus latus (yellowfin seabream) is the source of this 2443-nucleotide messenger RNA. It is a transcript of the gene lrtm1, whose product is annotated as leucine-rich repeat and transmembrane domain-containing protein 1. The transcript has 4 exons. NCBI's taxonomy places the organism in Eukaryota, Metazoa, Chordata, Actinopteri, Spariformes, Sparidae. Gene Ontology annotation, molecular function: protein binding. The coding region runs from base 540 to 1700 and encodes 386 amino acids. Gene Ontology annotation, cellular component: plasma membrane. The record is from RefSeq and is a predicted model, not a curated record.
AGAGAGAGAGACACAAACACACACACAGAGGUCACAGUGUGGAUUUGGAUUCAACAGAGGAGCAGAAAUAAAAUCUAAUCAAGUGAGAAGACAGGGAAAAUAGAAACAAAGGCAAAAAAUACUGCGUGAAGAAAAAUACAAGAGACAGAAAGAGAGGUUUAGAGAGAGUGAGAGAGCUACAGAGAGAGAGAGAGAGAGAGAGAGUGAGCGAGAGAGAGAGAGAGAGAGAGAGAGAGAGAGAGAGAGAGAGAGAGGCAGAGCUCCCUAACUCCAGUGAUUCCCAGACUGGCUGGCAGUAAGCUCUGUGCUCUGAUCUGCCCGCUCUGAUGGGGUUUCAUGCCCUCGCCAGCAGUGUUGGGGAUCCUGAGGGCAACACAGGUUCCUGCUGCUGAUCUUGGCCUCUCCAAUUCAUACCUAUUGAAAAUAUCCACCUACACAGAUGAGAGUCAGAACAGCUCAUGACAACCCCAAUGAUGGCUAAUGGAUCAUCAACCAAUGACAGUCGAUAGAAUCCAAAGGGGGAGCUAAAAGAAGAUCGAAUGCAAGUGGCCCAAGGACGACUGGCAGAUAUGAGAGUGGUACUGGCGUGUGCCCUCCUCUCCCUCCUGUCUUUGUCGCACGGCUGCCCAAAGGAGUGUGUCUGCAACAGCAACACCAAAGUAGUAGACUGCCGGGGUCGAGGCCUGUAUGACAUCCCCCGACGACUGCAUCCAGACACCCAAGAACUAUAUCUCCAAGAUAACCGCAUCAGGGGCCUGGGCUCAAUGGCUUUUCGAGAAAUACCCCUUGUGCGCAUUCUCGAUCUGUCUAAUAACUCUAUAACGUCCGUUUCACCAACUGCUCUGCUGGGUCUCAGAACUCUACAGCGCCUCAGCCUGGCCAACAACAACCUGAGAGAGCUUGACAAGCGGUUGCUUGGACCUAUCCGCUCGCUUUCACACCUUGACCUCUCACACAACAGCCUGUGGGGCUUUCCCGGAGCCAUGGGGGACAGUUUGAGGAACCUAAGCCACCUGGGGCUAGCGCAUAACCGGCUAACGCGAGUGGAUCGCUCCCUGUUGGAGGCUCUGACCCGCCUGGACAGCCUCACACUUCGAGGCAACCCCUGGAGGUGUGACUGCCAGCUCAUGGGCCUCAAACUCUGGCUGGAGAGCUACAUCUUUAAAGGUGGAGUGGUGGAUGAGGUGAUUUGCUCACAGCCAGAAGAAAUGAGAGAGAGAGACCUGCAGAAGGUCCCCUACCAGCUCUUCCAUGCUUGCAUGACCACAAGCUACCAUUACCUGUUUGCGAACAUACACCACCUGGAAUCUGAGAGGUUACUGCGAGGCCACACCCAUGGCAACCAUGCUCAUCCCUCCAGCCACGCUCUCCACAUCCCCAUGGCAAUGGGGGAGGGAUUUGGUGGUGGGGGAGGAGGGGGAGGAGGUGGAGGGGGAGGGAGUGUUCCAGAGUGUGAACCUAAGCAGCGGCAUCGGCCUGUCAACUUGCGCCACGCAAUCGCCACAGUGAUCAUCACUGGCGUGGUGUGUGGGAUCGUGUGUCUGAUGAUGCUGGCUGCAGCAGUGUACGGCUGCGCCUACGCUGCUAUCAUGGCCAAAUAUCAGCGGGAGCUAAAGAAGAACGAGGAGCUGGCAGCAGCGCAGAGGGCAGAUCAUGCCACGGCAGAUGAGAAGGAACCACUGGAGAAUGCUAUCGCCUAGGAGACGAUAACAUGAACCCUGGACAUAAAAACCUGGGCCUCAACCCUUUAACCUAAUCCUCUCUGGGUGCCAUGUGCGUGUUAGUGCAUGAGAAAAAAACAGAAAGAGAGGGACAUUCUUUAUGUGUGAGUGUGUGUAUGUUCACCUCCUGUCUGAGACUUGGGUAGCUAAACUCCACAGGUAUUUGACUAUGCACUGAUGAGAAGAGUAUCUUCUACUGUAUGCGGGUUUGAGGGGCAGGCCAAAGAGUCCCAUAAGGAAUCAAUUCCAUUUUGUCCUAGAAAUGCAUAUCACAGAUAUGAACAAAUCGCUAUAUAUUUAUAAUUGUGUAUUUGUAGGUAUUAUAGUAAAGCUCUGGUAUUUAAAAAAAAAAAAAAUAGACAUCAGAGUUUGGUUGUCUUCUGCUCUUUUGAGUGUGAUUUUGAGGUCAUUUUGAAAACUCAUAGUAGGCAGCUGCUGUCAGUUAAGUUCUGUUCCAAGUUGUUUGUAUCAUUAAUGUGAGAGCGUGAGAACAAGAGUCGUCGUUUGUGUCGGUGUUUCAUCUGUGCUUGAGUGUGUGUGUGUGUGCGCGUGCGUGUGUGUGUGUACGCACAUGUUUAUAGAGAAUUUAAGAGUUUGUGCCUAAUAACGUGAUUUAGUUUUGAGGAAGAAAUAUGUUUUCAUAGAGGAUAUUUUUCUGACGACUGAAGGGGAGAUUCGUUGAAGCAAUAAUGAAACAAACUAAAACGAAAACAACAACACAA